AUGGAUCCUACGCUGCUCAUCGGUGAUAUUGUGGAGCGAGACGACAAAGCUGCAAAGCCAGUCGAGUUUCCCUCAGCCCCCAUCCCGGCGACCGGGUUUCCUCAGCACAAACGCCGAUGGAAAUCCUCAGCGUUCAAGCAGCAGCGAACCGGCGGUGCGCCGCAGUCCACCCAAGCGCAGGCACAAGAGCCAGCCCAGCCACAGUCCUUUGAGGAGGCCGAGAGACAGCGGAUAGACAGGGAGAACAGGCAAAAGAUUGACGACAUGACACCCCAGGAGAUAGCCAGGGCGCAAGAGGACCUCUUGAAUGGGCUGAACCCGGACCUCAUACAGCGGCUGCUUCAGAGAGCUACCAUUGAUGAGCCUGACCCGAAUUCGCCCUUCAACAUCCCCGAAUCUCGAGAACCACAGUCGACUUCAGCUUCUUCGCUACCGCCUCCCGAGAUUCGUGUAGACGACGCGCCAAAAGCCGCCACAGUCGAGGACGAGACUGCGGAUGUGGUCAAGCCAGAGUCGAAGACAGAGUCAAAACCCGCUCCCGCUCCUCCCCAGCCUACCGCUCAGACAAGGUCAACCAAGAAAAUACCCGACAAUUACGAUGAGGAUCAGGCUCCCGCUCAGAUUCCACCCGACCUCUUCCCCAUUACCGACCUCCCCAAGUCAACGCACUUCCCUGUACCACCGAGCCUCCCGGACCUGGACCCUUCCGAUCCCAACUUUCUCGCCACGCUACACGAAAAAUACUUCCCCAACCUGCCUGCCGAUCCCAGCAAGCUGGCUUGGAUGGCGCCCGUUCCUAGCCAAGACAGCCCUGCGGAUAAAGAUUCACCAUAUUAUCCUCAUCCCGAGAUCAGCGUCUCGGCGCUGCGGUUUGACUUCCGCGGCCGAUUCCUCUCGCCGCGAGUGAGCCGGUCGAUCCCCUCGUCCAAGGGGCUGCACCACCACGGAGAAGCUCCCGAAGCUGCCGGUUAUACCAUCGCAGAGCUCGCCAGGUUGGCAAGGAGCGCUGUGCCCGCGCAGCGUUGCAUAGCAUUUCAAACCCUGGGCCGCAUCCUGUAUCGCCUGGGGCGCGGCGAAUGGGGAACCACCCCAGAACACCCAAUUGCCAUGGGCGUCUGGAGCGCUGUCAAGGAGGGACGGGUCUUGGAGAGCCUAAACGAGGCAAGCAUGGCCGAAGGCGGGCACAGGGGUAGCAGGGCAUAUGCUGUGGAAGCCCUGUGGCUGUUUGAAAAGGGCGGGUGGCGCGAAAAGCUGCAAGUGAGGUGA
Molecule: messenger RNA, 1266 nt
Organism: Trichoderma citrinoviride
Lineage: Eukaryota; Fungi; Ascomycota; Sordariomycetes; Hypocreales; Hypocreaceae
Exons: 1
Coding region: 1-1266 (421 amino acids)
Biological process (GO): transcription by RNA polymerase II
Cellular component (GO): nucleus
Source: RefSeq, a predicted model, not a curated record